Apiotrichum porosum is the source of this 1608-nucleotide messenger RNA. RefSeq lists its product as uncharacterized. Gene Ontology annotation, cellular component: nucleus; cytoplasm; protein phosphatase 4 complex. The coding region runs from base 1 to 1608 and encodes 535 amino acids. NCBI's taxonomy places the organism in Eukaryota, Fungi, Basidiomycota, Tremellomycetes, Trichosporonales, Trichosporonaceae. The transcript has 4 exons. Gene Ontology annotation, biological process: protein dephosphorylation. The record is from RefSeq and is a predicted model, not a curated record. Gene Ontology annotation, molecular function: protein phosphatase regulator activity.
AUGGCGCCCACUACAAGGGCAUCACGCCCAGUCAAGCCAGAGGUAGACACGGUGGACAACGUGUUGGAGAAGCUGGCCCAGACGGCGAAGUUUGACUGCGACUGGCCGACACUCCGACACCACUUUUACCUCGCGCUCCUCGCUGCUCUACCUCUCUUCCUCGAACUAGGCCCCCCAGUGUCCUUGGCAGGAAGGGUACCUGUGGUUGCUGCUGAAUCCACACCACCGCGCACAGGACCCCGUCCCGGACCGAGUGGCGCAAGCAGCGGCAGUGCGAGCAGCGAUGCGCUCCUCCUCUCCCCCGGCCGUGGCGGCUGGUCUGAUGGCGAGGGUUCAGGGGGUCUCACCCCUCCUCGGGAUGACGCGGCUGACGCAUCUCUUCGGCCAUCCACGCAGGGUGGGCUUGUCAUUCUUCCCUUCCCUCCUCUCGACUCUGGACGGAGACGCCGGUCCAUGUCCGGCGAGCAGCCGCGCGUGAACGGCGGUACACCUUCAGCGCGGGGAAACCCGUUUGACGAAGAGUGGGAUGAGGAGGUGAUCAUUGGUGGUCGCAAGUUGACUGCGUACCUGGAUGAGGAGGACGGCAAGAAGGAGGUGGCGAAGGUCGCCACCAGGCUCGAAGAGUUGACGUUUGCCCCAUUCACGGUACAGCGCCUCGCCGAGCUCCUUUUGGCACCCACAAAGCUCCAUACGUCGUUGGGCAAGUUCCUUCGCGCAAUCGAAAAGAUGCUCAACGUGACCACGGCAUACACCCCGCCCUCAUACACCUACGUCCCUCCCACCAGUCUACCUGUGGAGGCAUUGGGUUCCGCAAGUUCCCCGGGCUCCACCUCUGCCGCGGCGUCCAUGUCUGGUUCAUCUGAAGACUCGACCGUGCCUCCCGGCUCAAUGACGCCAAUGUUCUCCCCCAUCCCCUUCCUCGUCCACGGCCAUGACGAUGGUUUGGGUGAAGCCAUGCUCGACUCAGACGGGGCGAUGGAGGAUUCCCUCAUGUCCCCACUCAUGCUCGAGACUGGCAGCAGUGGAGCGUUUGCAGGACAGCAAGCUGAGAGGGCGCGCAGUCCUACUCCAGAGCCUGAGGAGGAGGCCAGUAGUGUAGGCCCCAGCACGGCUGCCUCGUCCGAGACGACCAGUGCCAACGGCAAUGGCGACUCCUCCGACCCAGGCCACCAGUCAUACCUGGGCCGAGUAGACGAGCUUGACGCAGGUCCCAUCACGUCGAACGGACACGCCGAGACUGCCUCGACCGCGCCAGACGCUGCCGGUGCCGGCUCCACUGGUGGCGUGGGCGAGCACGGUGCCAUGACCCCGCACGGAAUGAGUGAUCGCCCCGUCCCGCUCAGCUCCACUACCGUCAUUGGAGAGAGCGCCGAGGCGGACCUGGCCGAGCGCGAGAUCGCCCCCUUGCCUCGCACGGCGAGUCGUGCGGAUGUGCCUGCUACCGCUGGCGACGAGGAUGCUGAGAUGGCGAGUGCUGAGAGUGCUGAGAAGGAACGAGACGAGAGUAGUGUGGACAAGGCGGACAAGGAGAAUGAGGAGUCCAAGGAGGGAGAGGGAGCGAUCGAGGUGGAUGAGAAGGACGGCAAUGAGGACGGGAAGAAGGAAUAG